AUGGGUAUUGCACAUGGAAUUGUGAAGGUGUAUGUGGUAUUGAAAGACCCUCAGCAGGAAGCGGAUAUGCACCCGACAGCACCCAACAGCCUCCGACAGCACUCGACAGCCUCCGACAGCACCCGACAGCUCUUUCCCGACAGCCUUUCCGACAGCUCCGACAGCACCCGACAGCCUCCGACAGCCUCCGACAAGCCUCCGACAGCACCCGACAGCCUCCGACAGCACCCGACAGCACCCGACAGCUCUUUCCCGACUGACGCCCGUAAUUCCCGAAGAAAUAUUUACACCUUUAGAGUCGUCGCUGCCUCUCUGGCUGUGUCAACACGGGCUAAGAGAAGGAGAGUUAGAAUGGUUCAGGGAGCUCUUGCGUCGUGUGCAGCAGAAGAGGUUCGUGUGCAGCAGGAACUUCCUCCUCCACAGCAAACCGACUCUCCGCUCGACCAGGUGGCGGCGGAACAGCACCAGCUUUCUGUACAGCAGUUGCACGAAAUCCCAACUGGAGUGCAGAAUAAUUCACAGCAACAGAUAGUGGAGACGCAGCACUGGCCACAGCGUCGGGGGACAUCGCAGCCUAAGCUAAGACGAUUGACGCAAGGACACAGCGAGCAGCAUGUAUGGCCACAGCGGAAUGAAGAUGUCCUAGAGACGCCACAGCACACAGCACAGGGAAGCGGUCAUCGUGAUCCUUCGCCACAGCAAGAUCCUCUCUCAGGCGGCUGGUCCUCCGAGGGGCGCUGGCUCGCCUCCCCCACGACCCUCUCCCCUCGGCCCCCCGCCCGUCCCAGAAGCCCCUCCGCGGCCCCCAACGGCAGCGUGCAAAGGUUAAGGAAGGUCCUCUCCCGUCAGCAGACCAGGUCCCAGGUUCUCCCUCCUUCCCUGGCCCCGACGAAGAGCAGGGAGAAUUCGGACGACUCCAAAGGCACUUCAGACAUUCCAGGGGUCUCUGAGUUCAUCGGCGCUUCUGCGAGCACCCCGAAGGUUGCUGCCAAUACCUCGAAGGACCCCGCCAACACCUCGAAGGGCUCUGCCAACACCUCGAAGGGCCCCGCCUACCCCGAGGUGUCUCCUGAUCCGCGGAAAACUCCCUCGUAUUCCCGCGUGUCGCUCCAGCGGCCUCCCACUGUGGCAGUUCGUGGUGAUAUCACGCCGCCCACAACUACGCCCAUAGUACCUUCCCCCUUAAGUGUCGCGCCCACAGCCUCCGCCACACCCAAACCGAAAACGCCAACAGCUUUUCCCAAUGCCAUAGCAGCAGCUCCUACUAAGACACUGAAUAGGACGCCAACUGUGGUUUAUGCCGUCACGCCGGCCGGGGAUUUGGUCGCAAGUACGCCUGCGCCCUCGGCUGAUGACCUUGUUCCUGAGAGCACGUAUCACCAAGAGAUUGACUUGGAUUUGCCCGAGAUCUACACGUCCUACUUGGCCGGCGCCGCCAAGACCUCGACGGGGUCGAGCAACUCCUCCUCCCCCUCCCCUCCCUCGGCGCCGACCAGCACGAAGGCGGUGCCCGUGAAGACCUCUUCCGUGCCCCCCGCCGCCCCACCCGCCUACAAGGACGCCCCCAUCAGCCCCGCCCGCGUGGCUUCCCUUCGGAAUCUCAGUCUGUUCGGGGAUGCCCCCUCCUUCGCCACUCCCGCGCCCGCCGCCCCGCCCUCGCUACUGGGGCUCAGGGGCGCAGGGGGCUUGCUGGGGCUCGGCCAGGCCGCUCAGCCCCAGCAGCAGAACCCAGGACUCGGGGGGCUCGGGUACCUGGGCCUCCUGUCGGGGCUGGGCGGGCUAGGGCUAGCGAGCGCCCCCCCGACGGCAGGCGCUCCCGCCUUCCCCUCGCAGCAAGGGUUUGGUCUGGGGCUGCCUUUGGGGCUUUCCAACUUCAACUUGGGCGCGCUCGGCCUCGGCGACCUGGGCCUAGGGAGCCUCGGGACGAUCAGCCCCCUCCCCAGCCUGGAGGGGCUAGGCCUAUCGAGUGGCCUACCUGCUGCAGGGUCUAGCUACGGUGGGUCCGCCAGGGGGCUGACGGGGCUGAUGGGCCUGGCGGGCACGGCGAGCGGCGCAAAUGCAGGUCUGGGCACGGUGGGCGCCCUGGGCUCCCUGUCCGCCCUCGGCCUGUCCCCGGGCAGGUUGAGGGACGCCCAGCUCAACCUCGGCGCCGCUGCGUCUGCCGGCUCCCUCCCUGCCACGCCCCUUUCGCUCGACGGCGCGCCUGACUCCGCCCUCACGCCCGCGGAAGGCGUGGUCGCUCCGCCUCCCCCAGCCGUCCCUUUGGGCGGGGAGGAGAGCAGGUAG
Messenger RNA from Penaeus vannamei (Pacific white shrimp), 2286 nucleotides. The record is from RefSeq and is a predicted model, not a curated record. Lineage: Eukaryota; Metazoa; Arthropoda; Malacostraca; Decapoda; Penaeidae.